ACCAUACACAAACGCCAACCCCACCCCAAACUCCAACCCAGUACCCAAACCCAAACCCAAACUCAAACUCAAUGCCCAAACUCAAACCCAAACUCAAUACCCAAACUCAAACCCAAACUCAAACUCAAUACCCAAACCCAAACUCAAACUCAAACUCAAUACCCAAACCCAAACUCCAAACCCAAACUCAAUACCCAAACCCAAACUCCCAAAUAGUUUGGGUUUGAGUUUGGGUUUGGUGCAUGUCUACUGCCGAAUAAUUGCCCGGGAAUCUGAACUCUUUUCAAAAAAAAUCCUAAUUCCAAUUUUCUAG
Molecule: messenger RNA, 313 nt
Organism: Adineta ricciae
Lineage: Eukaryota; Metazoa; Rotifera; Eurotatoria; Adinetida; Adinetidae
Source: the annotation of a GenBank genome assembly